AGAUUGGCUGUCCUUUUGUUUCGAACAUUAAAAAGACAUUUUGACCCCCGAUUCUACCCCUCCCAGACAGAUUUGCCCCCACCGCCUCUUCUCAUUCGCUUCUACGUUGGCCCAGCAGCGACUGAACAGCGUCCAAGCACUUUACUAGGCAGCAACCACUGCCAUCAGCUCAACUUCUUCAGCAUCAUUUACGCUUUCUCUGCUGCUGCUGCUGCUGCCGGAGCGAACCAGCCUUACUGUCCGGUCCUUUUGCUAUCUAUUUACAGCGUUGUCCUUCAUAUUUCUUUUCGAGAACUGGAUAUAGGCGUAUCUCCGUCUUUUGAUUAAUCUAACGGACAGUUUCCAAAAAAGAACAUUCUGCGCCAAAGACGAGCUUCGUCUAUACUACCUAAAGAUACAUCACGGAGUCUUGUUGUUUAGGUUUACUUUAAUUGCUUCCACAUCAAACUGAAGUCAUGGAUGAGAUGGACUUACCCCAGAUGAAGAAGGAGGUAGAAAGCCUCAAGUACCAGUUGGCCUUCAAAAGGGAGAGAUCCUCAAAGACAGCGACAGACCUGGUAAAGUGGAUCGAGGAAUGUGUGCCUGAGGACCCCUUCCUGAACCCUGAGCUGAUGAAGAACAAUCCAUGGGUGGAAAAGGGCAAGUGUGUGCUUCUAUAAAAGAGUAGUAGCAGCAGCAGUAGCAGUUGCCCCAGCCCUCCGCCCAAGCCUCCACCAGACUGACAGGAUCACCUGGCGCUUGCUCUCUCUGUUUCAUGGCCUCACCGUGAAUGUACAGCAGCUUAGCACAUACACACACAUGCACACAUCAUUAGCCCCAUAUAGUCACUUGCAAGAUUUGACACUUAGACAUGCAUUACUAUUCUAAUUAUAGCAAUCAAUAUAUCUUUAUAGUGGAAUUUCUCUAGCCUACUCUGUUGUCACUGCUGCUUGCAAGCUUGAUCUUGAGUUGAAGCACAUAGUGUUGACUUCUAAAUGCCAGAAAGAGCCUGUCAGACGACAGACUGCAUGACAGAGGAGCAAAGAACACAGCAUGCCCAAAAAAAGCCUCUACAGCUGAUGUUUUGAGAAACCAGAAAAGGCAGCAUAUUUGUGAGCUUUCACUCUAUUUUACAGCCUGUUAAUUUCUCCUGCAGAUCUAUGUACUAUUUACACCACACUCAGCACUCUCACCCAAGGAGCAUUUUUAAACAUGUACAGAUCUUUUUUAUUUAUUAAUGUAUUUAUGAUCAUAUAUUUAUCUAUUUAUUUAUGGUCUGAUGCACUACCGAAGCUGUCGGCGCUACUGCUUUUUAGAACCUACAAUGGACCUGCUGUUGUUCAACUGCACCCUUCCUUCCUUGAAAGUGAAAGGAGAAAAAAAAAUUGCAUCUUGCCAGUUCACCAUCGAAUACUGCCUUGUACACAAUUUCCUUAAAAAGAAUGUACGUGUGUCGUUAGGGAUCAGUAAACAAUCAGCACCCUUAAGCAUUGAAUGAGUAUGCAUACGGAUGAGGUUGUGCACUGGCCAAGGCUUUUUUUUCUUAGAUUAAUAGCUAUAUCUACACUGACUGUAUGAGGUAAGGCAAGGAUGUGGGGUUAAUUUAUGACUUUUGAUUUUUGUUCAUGUUUUUAUAUUUUCAAACAGUAGAAACCUGUCUAAUUAUCUUGAGGUGUGUUACAUAUGAGAAUGCUUAGAGAAAAAAAUGCAUACGAUCAAGUACUAGUUUAUUAACAAGCAAUAAGUGAUUACAUUUUUUAUUGAAUGUUUUACAAAAAAAAAAACAUCUUAUUGAAUAAAG
Messenger RNA from Xyrauchen texanus (razorback sucker), 1780 nucleotides. It is a transcript of the gene gng13b, whose product is annotated as guanine nucleotide binding protein (G protein), gamma 13b. Gene Ontology annotation, cellular component: heterotrimeric G-protein complex. Lineage: Eukaryota; Metazoa; Chordata; Actinopteri; Cypriniformes; Catostomidae. The transcript is spliced from 3 exons. The record is from RefSeq and is a predicted model, not a curated record. The coding region runs from base 456 to 659 and encodes 67 amino acids. Gene Ontology annotation, biological process: sensory perception of taste; phospholipase C-activating G protein-coupled receptor signaling pathway. Gene Ontology annotation, molecular function: G-protein beta-subunit binding.